UCUAAGAAACCGGAGUGCUUGUGUUUUAAAUCUAUUAUUAUUAUUAAAUACCUACUCAAAAUGGUUUCUGUCAACGUUUUCAUUGCUGUGAUGUUGUUUCUGAUGGGACUGGCAGUAAACCACGCAUAUCCAACUAAGGAAGCUUGGCCCGAACAGUGUAAAGGGAAGUCGUACUGCCACGUGCAACCAGAUUACUACCCAAAGGAGACGUUUGCGAAAAUUUUGGAUGGAGUGAAACUGCAGUUCCAGCAAGGGGGAGGGAUCGCCAACCGCAGCAGUGAAGAUGACGUCGCCAGCUGCAGUACUAUUAAGCUGUUUGACAAAAUUUAUCUGAUCUUGGACGAUAGCGACACGAUCCGGUUCGUCGCCCAGAACGAUGAUAUUUUCUCAUUCACGAUUCAAAUCGAAGAAUGCAGUUCACCUGGCCGAACACAUUCAUCUGCGUUGGACGAAGAUCACCUUCGAGAACACAGGGUAGACUGCUACGAGACCAGACUACCUUUCAUGUUCCCCGUGCUCUCGCUAGAUGGCACUAAACUGGAAUCUGUGGCGCCUAAGAGCGGAGUUCCUGUAAGCUGUUCUGCCAAAGUGAUAGCGACGUAGUUAAUAUUAUUUUUCAAACGAAUAUGGUUAGGUGGGCUGGUUCUCUUUCUGAGGAGUAUGGGCUGGAAUGCGGGGGGGGCUGUCCUCUCCUCGACUUUUCAACCUAUAUGUAAACGACCUUCUCGAGGAGCUCAGCAGUGCCGGCGUAGGCUGUUCUAUAGAUGGAAAGUUCGUUAAUAAUAUCAGUUACGCCGACGAUAUGGUGCUGCUGUGUCCCUCGGUAAGGGCUCUUCAGAUGUUAGUGGAUAUCUGUGAGGGGUACGCGGCGGCCCAUGGACUAAGGUACAAUGUUAAGAAAAGUGAACUUCUCGUUUUCAAGGCUGGAACUAGAAAACUGAGAGCAGUUCGUAGA
Messenger RNA from Cydia splendana, 955 nucleotides. RefSeq lists its product as uncharacterized. NCBI's taxonomy places the organism in Eukaryota, Metazoa, Arthropoda, Insecta, Lepidoptera, Tortricidae. The transcript has 6 exons. The record is from RefSeq and is a predicted model, not a curated record. Bases 61 to 603 code for a protein of 180 amino acids.